Messenger RNA from Temnothorax curvispinosus, 3570 nucleotides. RefSeq names its product SH2B adapter protein 1 (gene Lnk). Bases 1 to 1845 code for a protein of 614 amino acids. Gene Ontology annotation, biological process: intracellular signal transduction. Gene Ontology annotation, cellular component: plasma membrane. NCBI's taxonomy places the organism in Eukaryota, Metazoa, Arthropoda, Insecta, Hymenoptera, Formicidae. The transcript has 6 exons. The record is from RefSeq and is a predicted model, not a curated record. Gene Ontology annotation, molecular function: transmembrane receptor protein tyrosine kinase adaptor activity.
AUGAGUGUUUACGCCGCGAGCACGCCGACAGCGAGCACCGCGAUACCGCCGGCGAUUAGCGCGACGGCGGCGGCGGCGGCGGCGACGGUGACGGCGACGACAGCGGCGACGGCACCGGUUACGACGACGGCCACGUCGUCCACGGCGACCGCCGCGUCGCCGGAAGCAGCGACCGGCUGGAUCGAGUUCUGCGAGAGACACGCCCGCGCCUCAGCCUCCGACUUCGCCAAGGCUUUCUGCGCCUACGUUAGCUUGAACCUGCCCGAGAGCACCCGCGCCAAUCUCUCGCAUCGCGACUUCCUCCGCAAGUUCGUCGAGAGCUUCUGCGAGCACUUCGAGAGCGAGUACCUGCGGCAGAGCGUGAGAUCGCUAUCGUUGCAUGACACUAGGAGCGUGAUAGCCAAUGAAAGAGACGUAAACGUUGCGAGCCAAAAUACUAAUGCACCGGUGCGUGCGUCCUCGCACGAGGAAUUCAGCGACUAUUCUGAACAUGACGGGGAGGCAGUGUCGCCGAAGCCCGCCCACAAACCUUUCUUCCGCAGAUUGUCCUUUAAGGGACUUAAAAAGGGCAAGAGUUUCUUCCACAAGCAACAGAGCGACGAGGUCGAAUUGUCCUACAGUGAACACCGCAAGGAUAAACACUCCAAGGCAAAGUUGUCGAAAAUCGUGGUGGAAUGCCGUAAGGAGGGAAUCGUUAAUUCCUUGAUGGGGGAGAACAUAGACGGGACGCAGAAAUGGGAAAAGUCACGGCUAGCUUUGAUAAAGGCCAUCGGUGGCUACAUGUUGGAGUUCUAUUCCCCGCCGAAGGCAGUGAAACCGCGGAGCGGCGUCUUUUGCUCGGCGAUAACGGAAGCGAGGGAGACCACGGCGCUGGAAAUGCCGGAUCACGAGAACACGUUCGUCCUGAAGACCCAAAAUAUGGAAUUUGUCAUCGAGGCGCACGACUCGAACGACAUGAAAUCGUGGUUGGCGACGAUUAGGUAUUGCAUGCGAACGGUGCAGCAAAGCUCCAGCGUUCCUGGCUCCGGACCGGGUGACUCUUUAGGCGAUUCCCUGGGCCACGGUUCGCUGGCUAUCGGAUCCGACAGUGAUCGAUUACGAGCCAACUCGGCGAGUAAGAGCUUCCGAUCCGCUGGUCAUGAACACGGCGACGACUCGCAGGCCAAUCCGCCGGAAUUACCUCCGAGACUCCAUAUGCGCAGCAGUAGUAAUCUAGAAUUAUGUUCCUCUCAGCAAGAAAUCGAGCAAAUGCCUGCUAAUGAAGGCGAGCUGGAUUUAUCGAGUAGCUUACGAGAAUACCCGUGGUUUCAUGGCACCCUUCCUCGCUCGGACGCUGCGCAGCUUGUGUUGCAUAGUGCAGCUAACGGUCACGGGGUGUUCCUGGUUCGGCAGAGCGAGACUAGAAAAGGCGAAUUUGUGUUAACUUUUAAUUUCCAAGGAAGAGCAAAACAUUUACGGAUGACGUUAAAUGAUCAAGGUCAUUGCCGAGUCCAACAUCUAUGCUUUCCUGCGAUAUACGAUAUGCUCGAACACUUUCGCCAGAAUGCGAUACCACUCGAAUCUGGCGGGACUGCGGAUGUUACUUUAACAGAGUAUGUAGUGGCGACGAACCACGCAUCGCGAUCGGGACACCAUAACGUGGCGAGUGGCUCGAAUGUGCAACAGUCGCAAGAGAGGAGACCUCCGGCAGCUCUGGAGCCCAGAGAAGUACGCACUUAUGGUGGUUCUAUAAGAACGCGUGUGGAAUCGUUGGAGAGACUAGAACAACAGAGCACCAUUGCGGAACAACAAGGCUCGGCUUCGUCCACUGGCAGAGCGGUUCAGAACACUUACAGCUUUCUCUGACGCUGGAUUCACGCUAACCCGCCAUCAGGCUAUAAUCCGGUCAGUCCGACGGACUGAGUGUGAACAAUAUGACGAAGUAAUCGCAGUUUUUAUCUCCAGAAUUGCGUCACGCCAUAUACCACCGUUUGCGACAAAGCGCAUCUCUUUACUAGUACAAAAAAAAAAUUGCAUUUUUCUUUUUGGAAUAUUACCAUCUUCCAAUCCAUUGACUCUUGCGUUCAGCAUUCGAGAUUAUACUUUUAUGAUUUACAUCGCAACGUGUUUGCAUCGCAUUUACAUCGAAUACUAAGAAAUAGAAUAGAUUACCAUCAAAACGAGUCUCAGUUAUCGAUGAUCAUUUCGCAUAACGUCGUGCUCAAAUUAUUCCCACACCCGUUGAUGCCGUAGCAUUCCACGGAGCUCUCUCGCGCAGGUUUGCAUGUAUCUGUGACUCGUCUUUUCACCAAGACCGAACUAAUAGCCUCCUCAUAUAUUUUUACUGAGAGAACGGAUAUAUAUUUUAAUGAAAGAUCUCGAGUCUCGUUACACCGCUUAAUUAAUACACAUAACAUUGUAAAAACAUAUGUAUAUGUAAUUGGGGAAUGAUAGUCUCCGAAAUUGCGAAUUACGGACUGCCAGUAUAUUGCAAUCCCCAUAUGUGUCUUUCGGAUCGUCCCCGAUCCGAUUGACAAAUGCGCCAAAGCUAAAGCUAAAAUACUUUAAACCCCGCUUCGUCACGAGUACAAUUUGUUAUACAAAAUUGCAUUUCAGCCGCAUUGUUGUCACUAAUCCCAAUGCUUCGUUUGGGCGAAUAAAUGUAAGAGACAUGGCCCUAUAACCAUCGAUAAGCGUAAAACAAGCUGCGAUAUUUAUAAAUUACCCCGGUCCUCGUCGGUGUAAAAAUCAGUGUAUGAAUUUCCUCCCCCCUUCCCAUGUGUCAGGCGAAUAACAAGAAGGGAGAGAAAAAAGGAUACAACUAUGCUAUCAUUCGGGAUGAACGGAAAGGACAAAGCUUUUCGAGCUACAGUAAGUAUGAUCCCAUCGUGUAUCCCUGCGGAAAAAUAGCAAAAACCAUAUUCGAUAGGCGUAUCGAAAAGUGUAUUAACAAAUUGUGUAACGACUAAGGAUUAUCACUAACAUCAUAGAGCAAUAUGACUGAGUGUGCAAAAUUAGACUAUAGACAAAUGUAUGGAUGAGUGGUACACGCAUGAUAGAGAGCGAUGAUCGACAGAGUAUCCGAUUAGAUGAAAACGAGCAAAGCAGGUAUUCUCUCAGUACGAGCCGAACUGAUUACUGUGAUAAGAUCUCUCAUUCGCACAAGGCAUCCAAUAAUCCCGUCGCCGUCCGUGCAAGUCUAUAUGUUCUCAUUCGUGAGAACAAUCGUAUAGAUACAACAGGGACAAAUUUUAUCACACAUUUGUACAUUUCACUCGCUACUCGCCAUCGAAAAGUUGUAGGAAUAGAAAACUUCCGUCGCGGUCCCAAAACAGGAAGAGAAGAAAAAACGUAGGGAAAAUUUAUAGUCGAUCUGGAAAAAAAACUGUAUCACAAGUUCAUCCUUUAGCCGAAAUGCUCGCAAAAUCCAUGCUGUAAGUAGGAUGUAAGCUCGUUCCUCGCGUAGCCGCAGCCUGAAAGGACAGUUCUGAGGUAUACAGAGAGUUUGACAACUACUAGGCAUUCAACCGUAAUACUUUUCUACCUUAUGUCAAGAUGCAAGGAUGAAAAUAAAAACUGAAUCCCCAGAGA